AUGCGCUCUGCGGUCGCCGGUUGCGUGCAGCUCGCGCACGAUCCCUGAAGGCCGUCCGAGAAAGUUGCGCGUCCACGAACCAGAAAGGUGGGAUUACCCGCUUACCGUGCGGCCCCAAGGCGACAGCCUGAAAAGUUUCAGUCGGAUCACGGAUUUGCGGGAUGGCCCCAACCAUACACGAGUAUUCAUCCGGACCGGGUGGCCUGGAAGAUGAGCUCAGGGAGGUGCUCCGGAAGAGAGUUAUGGUCCUCGAUGGUGGGAUGGGCACCAUGGUGCAGCAGCGGAACUUGAAUGAGCAGGACUUCAGAGGGGCGGAGUUUCAGGAUCAUCCCAAGAGCCUGAGGGGCAACAACGACCUACUGAGUAUCACUCAGCCCAGCGUCAUCUACAAGAUCCACAAGGAGUAUUUGCUGGCUGGAGCUGAUGUCAUCGAGACCAACACAUUCAGCAGCACAAGCAUUGCUCAGGCUGACUAUGGAUUGGAGAAUCUGGCGUACCGACUGAACAAAACAUCUGCUCAGGUGGCCAGAAAGGCAGCGGAUGAUGUCACAGCGCAGACAGGCGUCAAGCGGUAUGUGGCCGGGGCAGUCGGACCCACCAACAAGACCCUGUCGGUGUCCCCUUCGGUGGAAAGGCCGGAUUUUAGGAACAUCACUUUCGACGAGCUGGCAGACGCCUACUCCGAGCAGGUCCGCGGCCUGCUGGACGGAGGCGUGGACCUUCUGCUGGUGGAGACCAUCUUUGACACUGCUAAUGCCAAGGCAGCCCUGUUUGCAAUCGACCAGCUCUUCGAAAAGCAAUACGAACGCAGACCUAUCAUCGUUUCCGGGACCAUCGUGGAUAAGAGCGGCCGCACGCUCUCGGGACAGACUGGGGAGGCUUUCGUCAUCAGCGUGUCCCACUGCAACCCGCUCUGCAUCGGGCUGAACUGUGCGCUGGGGGCCACCGAGAUGAGGCCCUUCAUCGAAGCCAUUGGGAAAAGCACCACCGCCUUUGUCGUUUGCUACCCCAACGCGGGUCUUCCAAACACAUUUGGAGGCUAUGAUGAAACCCCAGAAGUAACGGCCACUCAUAUAAAGGAAUUUGCGAAAGACGGGCUGGUGAACAUCGUCGGGGGUUGUUGCGGAACAACUCCCGCUCACAUCCGAGCCAUUGCUGAUGCAGUGCGGCACUGUCAACCACGUGUGCCACCUGAGAACAUCUUCGGAGACUACAUGCUCCUGUCAGGUCUGGAACCGUUUCGUAUUGGCCCCUACACCAACUUUGUGAACAUUGGGGAGCGCUGCAAUGUGGCGGGGUCCCGGAAGUUUGCCAGACUGAUCAUGACGGGAAAAUAUGAGGAAGCCCUGAGCAUAGCCAAGACUCAGGUUGAGAUGGGCGCCCAAGUUCUGGACAUCAACAUGGACGAGGGGAUGCUGGACGGUCCUGUGGCUAUGGCGCGGUUCUGUAACCUCAUCGCAUCUGAACCGGACAUCGCCCGGGUUCCCCUGUGCAUCGACUCGUCCAACUUCGCCGUGAUCGAGGCCGGCCUGAAAUGUUGCCAGGGCAAGUGCAUCGUGAACAGCAUCAGUCUGAAGGAGGGCGAGGAGGAGUUUCUGCAGAGGGCCAGGAGUGUGCGUCGCCACGGGGCCGCCGUGGUCGUCAUGGCUUUCGACGAGGAGGGCCAGGCAACGGACACGGAGCGCAAGGUGCUAGUGUGUACCAGAGCCUACCACCUCCUGGUCAGCAAAGUGGGCUUCAACCCCAAUGACAUCAUCUUCGACCCCAACGUCCUCACCAUCGGCACUGGCAUGGAAGAGCACAACACCUACGCCAUCGACUUCAUCAAGGCCACCAGACUCAUCAAGGAAACUCUCCCAGGUGCCCGGGUCAGCGGGGGCUUGUCUAACCUCUCCUUCUCCUUCCGUGGAAUGGAGGCCAUCAGAGAAGCUAUGCAUGGCGUGUUCCUCUACCAUGCCAUCAAGGAUGGCAUGGACAUGGGCAUCGUGAAUGCGGGCAACCUCCCGGUCUACGAUGACAUUGACAAGGAGCUGCUGCAGAUGUGUGAGAACCUCAUUUGGAACAGAGACCCCGAAGCCACAGAAAAACUCCUACUCUAUGCCCAGAACAAUGCCAAGGGGGGGAAGAAGGUGAUCCAGACAGACGAGUGGAGAGAGGGCAGCGUGGAGGAACGGCUGGAGUAUGCGCUGAUCAAGGGCAUCGAGAAGUACGUACUGGAGGACACAGAGGAAGCCCGUGCACAGGCAGAUCGCUACCCACGACCCCUGCAUGUCAUCGAGGGACCCCUGAUGAACGGGAUGAAGAUGGUUGGAGACCUGUUUGGGGCAGGCAAGAUGUUCCUGCCGCAGGUCAUCAAGUCUGCCCGCGUGAUGAAGAAAGCAGUGGGCCACCUCAUUCCCUUCAUGGAGAAAGAGAGGGAGGCCAUGAUGGCUGCCACAGGAUCUGCGGAGGAAAUCGAUCCCUAUCAGGGCACCAUCUUGUUGGCCACCGUCAAGGGCGACGUGCACGACAUCGGCAAGAACAUCGUCUCCGUGGUCCUGGGAUGCAAUAAUUUCCGAGUGAUCGAUCUCGGGGUUAUGACACCAUGUGAUAAAAUCCUGAGAGAGGCCCUCGACAAAAAAGCAGACAUCAUUGGGCUGUCUGGCUUGAUCACGCCCUCAUUGGAUGAGAUGAUCUACGUUGCCAUGGAGAUGGAACGCCUCGGGAUGAAGACCCCAUUGCUGAUUGGAGGGGCCACCACAUCUAAGACUCACACCGCAGUUAAGAUUGCCCCCCGCUACAGUGCCCCAGUUGUCCACGUGCUGGACGCCUCCAGGAGUGUGGUGGUGUGUUCUCAGCUCUUGGAUGAAAACUUGAGGGAGGACUUUUUCAAGGAGGUGGAGGAGGAAUACGAAGAGAUCAGACAGGAGCACUACGACACGUUGAAGGACCGUCGUUUCCUGUCCCUGGGCCAGGCCCGCGACAAGGGCCUGCGUGUGGAUUGGCUGGCACAACCAAGACCAGUGCGUCCGAGUUUAAUCGGCACCCACGUGUUCGAAGCCUACGACCUGCACAGGCUGCUCGGCUACAUCGACUGGAAGCCUUUCUUCGACGUGUGGCAACUCCGGGGCAAGUACCCCAACAGGGGGUACCCCAAAAUCUUCAAAGACAAAACCGUAGGGGAAGAGGCCAGGAAGGUGUUCGAUGACGCCCAGAAGCUCCUUAAGGAGCUGAUUGACAGCCAGGGCCUGCAGGCCCGCGGCCUGGUUGGAUUCUGGCCCGCGCAGAGCGUGGGUGACGAUAUCCACGUGUACGCUCAGGACACCAGGCCUCGCAGCAUGCAGCCCGUCGCCAAGUUCCACGGUCUGCGCCAGCAGGCAGAGAAGGACUCCGCCAGCACCGAUCCCUACAUGUGCCUUUCGGACUUUGUGGCGCCCCGGGAGAGCGGCAUCCCUGACUACAUCGGCUUGUUCGCCGUAGCCUGUUUCGGGGCUGAGGACCUGAGCCGCGACUUUGAGAAGAAGGGGGACGUCUACAACAGCAUCAUGGUCAAAGCCCUGGCAGACCGUCUGGCCGAAGCAUUCGCCGAGGAGCUUCAUGCCCGCGUGCGCAGGGAAUUCUGGGGCUACACGGCAGAGGAGGACCUGGAGGCAGCUGACCUGCACCGGGUUCGGUACCAGGGGAUCCGGCCGGCACCGGGCUACCCCAGCCAGCCGGACCACACAGAGAAGGUCACCAUGUGGAGCCUGGCCUCCAUAGAGGAAAAGACUGGUAUCGGCUUAACGGAGUCGCUCGCCAUGAUGCCUGCCGCUGCCGUCUCUGGCCUCUACUUCUCCAACCCCAAAUCGACCUAUUUCGCCGUUGGCAAGAUCACCAAGGAGCAGGUCGAGGAUUAUGCUUCUAGAAAAGAGAUGCCCAUUGGUGAAGUGGAAAGGUGGCUUGGACCAAUCCUGGGGUACAGCAUUGACUGACGUGCUCGGACACACCCCCUCCGUUCAUCCUCAAUUGCUGCUCUGAUGUUGUUUACAUGUCAAACACUAAAGCGUUUCGAUUUUCAGCUUUUUAAGCACCUUUCUGUGCUUAUGUCUAUCUUAUAGAGUAAUUCUGAUUUUAUUUAACUUUUUAUAAUUAGCUGCAUUUUUUUAAUUUAGAUUUAUCAUGCUUUUUAAUGCAGAAAUGACAUAUUUCUACUACAAUGUCUGGGAAUAGUUUUAAACAAAAACCCAUGACUGCAGUUUGACUAAAUGUACGUUUCCUGAUUCUGGUUUGCGCGUUGUUACACUGUAUACUUUGCAAAUACUGUUGCCAAUGGUGACGUUUUAAAAUGUGUAACAUUCAGUUCCAGCUUUUAAAAUGUCUCAAAACCACUUAUUAAAAUUUAUUACAUCGGCAGCAGCUGUAUAACGGCACCAAUUAAUCAAUCAAAGGGAAUAUCAGCACAAAGUAAAUAAUGAGAGCGAACAUUAAGCAGGUGUCGCCUGAGAAUAAAGAUGUAACAGCUGAGAGUUUAUUAAAUUAAACAGAGGUGAACGACCAGAAAGGAGAGGCCGUGCAAGACUUAAGUAUCAGGAAAUCACUUCUGGUUUAAUUGGCUGUACUGCCAUCUAAAUGGGAAGGGAAAGGGUGUCUUAGAAGGGGGGGCUAAUUGUCCUGUGGUCGCUGUGUCACAUUCACCAAGGGUGACCUCCCUGUUAGUCCGGAAUGUUCUAACGAGGAGCGAGUUUCCUUCCGUUUUGAGAAACGGCCCGAUUCCCUGAUUCAGCAACGUGGCCAGGUGCCUCCGUAACUGUGUAGCCACAGCGACGGGUUGAAAUGCAGGGCGCUGUUCCUCCGCCACCCCCCCCCCCUUGGCACUCUGGCUGCUUACACAACAGACCUGAGACUUAUUGAUUUGUAUUUUCGGCACACUGAAGCAAACGGGGCGGGUCACCUGGCAUGCAUGGGCUGGCUGCCCGCCGAGCCGUACGGCGGCUCUGGUUCCGCUGGAUCCGCGUGCCUCUCUUUCCUUACGGGAAUCUCGGCGGCCGUCUCCAGUCUGCAGCAGCGCCGCUGUGCCAUGUGACUGCGUACAGGCAACCCAAAUAAAGUCACCCUGAGCGACUGUUUGUUCCAUGAG
Messenger RNA from Brienomyrus brachyistius, 5095 nucleotides. It is a transcript of the gene mtr, whose product is annotated as 5-methyltetrahydrofolate-homocysteine methyltransferase. Lineage: Eukaryota; Metazoa; Chordata; Actinopteri; Osteoglossiformes; Mormyridae. The transcript is spliced from 33 exons. The record is from RefSeq and is a predicted model, not a curated record. Gene Ontology annotation, molecular function: cobalamin binding; methionine synthase activity; zinc ion binding. Bases 162 to 3950 code for a protein of 1262 amino acids. Gene Ontology annotation, biological process: pteridine-containing compound metabolic process.